Molecule: messenger RNA, 660 nt
Organism: Linderina pennispora
Lineage: Eukaryota; Fungi; Kickxellomycota; Kickxellomycetes; Kickxellales; Kickxellaceae
Exons: 3
Source: RefSeq, a predicted model, not a curated record
AUGGCCUGGCUCGUGUUUGCCCUGCUCGGAUUCAUUGCGUGUCCCUUAGCAGCACUGGGGCUCUACAUCGACACCCAGCAUGGCUACUUGGAUCCACCAUGGCAGGUGUUGGUAGCUGGUAUAGUCGACACUUGCAUGUUUGUCUACGCGUUCUGGGCGCUUGAGAUUGUCACUGACAGCGACACCCCUCUUGAGCGUGCCCGCAAAACCGACGAGGCAACCAGCUCGAUGGGUGAGCUUUCUCUGGGCGAGUCAGUUGUAAAUCGCGACCAGAACGACAGCCUUCGUGGAACUGCCUUUGCCGGUCUGCAUGGAGAUCGUAGGCCUGGCGACUGGGUGUCACAGGGCAGAAACAUGGCCCACCGGACAGCUACAGAGAGCAGCGGUGGCAGCGCUGUAGGCGACGAACUCGCCUCCAUGUUUGGCCUGGAGUCGCUGGCUGUGGGGGGCCGCUCGCGACCUGUACCAGCGACGGUGGUGGCUGCUCAGAGUAUGGAUGUAGACACCUCUGAUGCUGACCUUGGCCGUGGUCCUAGACUACGGCCUGCAGACCCCUCAGGCAACUAUCGGCCAUUCGAAUCGACUCAUUUCCAGUCACAAGACACUGGGCUUGAGUCAAAGAUGCGAGGAUUUUCAAUCAACGAGGACGAUGACGAGGAU